This is a messenger RNA of Entamoeba invadens IP1, 457 nucleotides long. RefSeq lists its product as hypothetical. NCBI's taxonomy places the organism in Eukaryota, Evosea, Mastigamoebida, Endamoebidae. The transcript is spliced from 2 exons. The annotation marks the transcript as partial. The record is from RefSeq and is a predicted model, not a curated record.
AUGGAUGUGUUCUUCUGCUUAAAUUGUGAUGAAGACAACAUUUUAGUGGAUAACACAUGUGUUCAUUUUACACAAAUACCCAAUUGUAUUUCCGCUAUAAAUUCACAAUGCUCAAAAUGUGAUAAUGGAUUCAAAUUAAGUUCCGACAAACUCGAAUGUUUAAAAAAGACGAAUUAUGGACUUGUUAUUGCAUUACCGAUAUCAUGUGUACUAUUUCUAUUACUAAUUAUUAUUGUUUUAAUAAUACUUAUAUUUGUACUAAUUAUUAAAAAGAAAGAAAUUGAGUCCACUGAAAACGUGUGUGUAUUUGAAAUAAGUCGUUCUAAUGUUAUUAUGAAUAAAUUAAGUAACGAAGUUCUUGUUGAUAAGCAUGACAUCAGAUUUGGUAGUGAUAAUGAAUAUCUCAAAAUGGACAAUGAAAGUAGAGAAUUGUUGUGUGUUGGAAACGCAUCAAAAA